This is a messenger RNA of Dissoconium aciculare CBS 342.82, 357 nucleotides long. RefSeq lists its product as uncharacterized. Gene Ontology annotation, biological process: mitotic cell cycle. Gene Ontology annotation, cellular component: DASH complex; mitotic spindle. Lineage: Eukaryota; Fungi; Ascomycota; Dothideomycetes; Mycosphaerellales; Dissoconiaceae. The annotation marks the transcript as partial. The record is from RefSeq and is a predicted model, not a curated record. The transcript has a single exon.
GCACGCGAAGCUCAACUCAAGGCUGAACUGGAGCGCAUUCGUGAAGUCAACUCUGUAAUCGAAGGUGUCACAGCAAGUUUGCAGAAAGCAAAAGGCAACAUGAACAGUGUGCAUUCAACUGUGAACAAUGCCUCUACUCUAUUGGGAACUUGGACACGCAUCCUUAGCCAGACUGAGCACAAUCAGCGCCUCAUCCUCAAUCCCCAAUGGAAAGGUGCUACCCAAGAUUUGGAGGAUAUCGAGAACGAGGAUAUACGGCGACAACACGAUGCUCAGCGGCGGGCGGCCGAGGAGCAGCGGAAACGCGAGGAAGCUCAACGGCGAGCGGAGGAGGAAGAGCGACAACGGGCAAUUGCU